UAGCAAAAAUAGCUAAACUUGGCAAUACAUGUCAAACUACAAUUUCAUUUAUUACGAACUUUCGUUACCUAACUAAAAAGGAAUGAAAUGAGCAAAAAAUAGUUUGAAAUUGUGUUGGGAUCUUAUACUUUAGCUUUUGGUUAUAAAGUUGAAAUUGGUGUAGGUACGUUGAUUAUGAGAUAUUAUAGGAUUUGACAGUCGCCCAGCGAGUUCAAUGUUUUUGCUCUUUCUUUCCAAAAUGCAGGUGAAUUUUCUGCUUAAAAUAAUACUGAAGACUAAACAUACCCUAAUCUAAAGAAUUGCGUGGGGGAUGAGAGUCUACGGCACUGAAAUAAAAUUUACGUGAACUCUCCUGGCGAGUCGGUGGCACUGAAUGUGUUAAAUUUUCGGAACCCUCCUCAAAUUGCAUAGCGAUACCUUUGGGUAGAAAGGACGUAUAAACCAAAAUCCGACUUUUUUUACAAAAAAAAAUCAUACCUUUUUUGUUUUCGAAGUCAUAAAAAAAUUAUCUAUGGGAAAAGUUACAAUUUGCGAAUGAAAAAGGUUGAAUCAUCAAAACCUAUCUAUCCUCGUUAGUUUUAAAGUUAGCUUGGAUUUACAUCUAAGAAAACAUCAAUUGUUGGUUAAUACACCCCAUGAAUAACGCACUUAAAAAAUAUGUACUUAUAGGUCGUAUAUUAAUUUUUGGUAAGCAUUCACUGGCGUUAAAUCCCAUACACGAAGUUUUUAUCGUAUUAAAAACCAUUUAUAAUCAUAGAUUAAUUGUCUCUGUACCAUACAUGGCUCAUGAGGGUGCUGGAGUUGUAUAAAAUAGAUGCAACUCUACGCGCCUACUUGCAGUCAUGUAUGAGGCAAUGGAGUAUUGUGCUUUGCUAUCCGGGAUGUAAACAAAUCCAAGGGAGUGAGGCACCUGUAAGGAGUAGAGCGCUCUCCACAAAUGAUACUUACAAGCACCUGGGUAGGUAUGUCAGAAGAAUUAGGCAUCAAUGGAUCGGACAUGAAGCAAUCAUUACGGGAACGCUUCUUUGGCCGCCUGAAUAAAGUGCUGAAAAGUUCAUUAUCAGGCGGAAACAAGGUGUGAGCCUAUAACGGUUGGGUCAUGCCGGUUCUGAUGUAUUCUUUUGAUAUACUCAAGUGGACUCAAACUGAACUUGAUCCUCUUAUAUUAAUUAGAGAUCACACAAACAAGGUUACUUGUACUUGCUUUAAAACGAAAGGACAACAAAUUCACUCAUUCUGAACUAGAAUAUUAAAUAGUGCCUUUCUAGGGCACAUUUAUCUGGGCUCGCUGUCAUUGCAGCGGUAAGUCCCCUGUUUGAGAAGUGGCUAGAGAGGCGCCACGGCGUCCUCACCUACCGCCUGACACAGGUGCUUACCGGACAUGGGAGUUUGGGUAGGUUCUUGUUUCUGAUUGGGCCGGAGGAAACGCCCGGGUGUCAUCACGGUGCGAGACUUGGACUUGUUUACAGGAUGUUUUUGAUGGUAGGUACAGUAUAUACAUAUAUUGAUUAGAUAAGUGAGUUGAUUAAACAUGAACUGACACGAGAAACAUGAAGCGGUCUCGCGAAUGGAGCGCGAGCGCCUCGCACAGCUGGCAGGCGGGCGAGGCCGGGCCGGCGGCGGGCGCGGGGUGGCGCGGGGCGCGAGCGGCCGGCGGCGGGCUGGCGCGCGGCUCCGGGCGGUGUCUGCGAGCGGCGAGCUGCCCCCCGCCGCGGGCCGCGCCGGCUCAGUAUCGCGAGCGAGCCCGCCGCCGCCGCCGCACCGAUUGUGUCGGGCCCGCCGACCCUGCUAGCGACAUGGAGCACUUCAUCGAGACCGUUCGCAAGUACCCGUGCCUGUGGAACACUACAGCAAUCGAGUACCGUGACCAAGAGCUAAAGGAUGCGGCUUGGGCCGAGGUGAUGAAGGAGACGGACUUGGCGUCAGUGAAAGAAGUCAAAUUAAAGUGGAAGAAGCUGCGGGACAGCUACCGAGACGCGCUGAAGAGACAGAGCGAGAUGCUGGCCAAGGACCCUGCCAACCCCGCCAAGAAGAACUACCCCUGGAAGUACAUGGGGCUGAUGCAGUUCUUGCAGCCGUACAUGAGCAACCGCAAGAAGCCCGCGGGCUCGCCGAGCUACCCCGCGCCGCAGCAGGCCGCCGAGAACGGCCAGUCGUCGUCCGAGUCCGAGUCGGACGCGGAGUCCGCGCCCAAGCGCAAGAACUGCAGCAGCAGCUCGCAGCUGGCCGUCAUCGACCGCAAGCUGGACUACCUGUGCAAGGCCGCGGCCGCCAAGCGGAGCUGCCCCGAGGGGGGCGCGGGGGCGCAGGCCGCGCCCGCGCACCCCGACCCGCUCGACAUCUUCUUCAACAGCAUGUGCCAGUCCACUAAACGCUUCCCCUUCCCGACGCAGAUCAAGAUAAAGAAGAGCCUGUUCAACGCCGUGAUCGAGGCUGAGGAGGCGCUGCUGGCGGAGCAGGCGAGCUACGCCAGCCUGUGGGCGCAGGAGGCGGGCUCGUCCUCCAGCAGCGAGCCCAGCGACGACGAGCGCAAGCCUUCCUGAGCAUCGCCGCGCUCCCCCCCCACCUGACACUUCGCGGCGGACUGGAGCAGCAUGUCGAGCAUGCCACCACUUUAUUACGGAACGAGUUAUUGGAAUAGAAUCUGUCUUAAUUAAUUCUUAAUACAUUUUAAUCCUGACUCGGAUCAAUUUAUGUUAAAAUGUUACAAUGCGGUUUCAAGUUGUCAGACUUUAUUGUGGACAGGGUCGUAGGACUCGUAUACAACCUUAUUUGUGCACGACUACACGCGCCGAGUGACGCGUACAAUAGUCGGUGCGCGUUGAAUCCCUGCGAUGCCUGCAGCAUGUGCCGCCACACGCUCCUCGCGGGAGCUGUGUUCAGACAUUGCAGGAGAUAAACAUUUGUGUUUGUACCUUCCCGCGGCAUUGUUUGCCUCCAAGUUGGUUACGUAACAAGCAGUCAAACUUUCGACCCCUAUAUGUCAUAGUACAUAAAAGGCCGGCAACGCACCUGUGACUCCUCUGGUGUUGCGGGUGUCCAUGGGCGGCGCUGAUCGCUUACCAUCAGGUGACUAGUUUGCUCGUUUGCCUCCUAUUCCAUAAAAAAAGUACCUUACAAGUCAUUAAAAUUUCAGAAACACGUUGUUUUUUUGUUUAAUGUCAUAUACUUUGUUCCUUAAAUAAGAAAUACUGCAAGUGUCAUACAAAUUCGUGAAUUAGUUUACACCAUGGAUGCACAGACCGCGGCCCGCCGGUCGAAUCCUGGUGGCCCGCCGACAGCAAAAAUAAAUUGCUACAAGUAAAUUUGAGCCAAAUAUGAAAAAGAUUGUAAGCACUAUGCAGUGCGACGCCUCAAAUUAAUAAAUUCUUUUGAAUUUUAAUACAUUAUUAUCAAUUCUUCAUUAAUUACCUAUACUUCUGCGGCCCGCAAUCCGUUCAUAAUUUGUCCGAGUGGUGCCCCUAGUCUUAAUAAGUCUGUGCAUCCCUGGUUUACACGCUUAUUUCAUUCGGGAUAGGAAUCCAGAAUAUACUUUGAUACCUUAUGCUCUUUUACCAAAAAUACUGUACUGUACUUGAUACCAAAAAAUGUAGUCAAUGAUCACGUAUGAUGGCAGCCCCACAUGGUAAGCGGCUAGGCGCCUAGGUUAUGGCGCGUUUACAUUAGGUCGGUCGUAGGUCGGUCACCGAAGGCGGCGGCCGCAUUCGGUUUUACAGAAACCGAAUUAAUACGGCCAAACGAAUAUCUGUUUAUAAUAGUUGGUGACCGAAUACGGCCUGCAGCCGAAUACGGUCUAACCGACUAAUGUAAAUACGCCAUUAGGUUAGCGCGAUGAAAUCUAUAAUAGUUUACUUCCCGUAUUUUACCCGACUGCCAAGGAAGGGAAGGACCCAUUAAAUAAACUAGACUAAAAUCAUUCAAUAUGGGUCCCGACUGUUGCACUCAAUUAUGUUUCGCAUAAGAUUAUUAUGUUUUGUGUAUUGAUUAUGAAAUUAUUUAAUUUUGUGGUAAUAGCAUUGCUAUCUACGCUUUUAGACUAAGCUUGUUUUUUACUUUUCAGUUUUUAUUUAAAGUGUUCUUUAUGCAGUCGGGUUUUUUAAUUUUUUAAAUUAAUUUAUUUUUAUUCAAAAAUGAGUGUCUAAACAAUAAAGUGAAUCGGUCCGAAUUUCAUGUUUGUAGCAUUAGAGUGCCCUCGGCGUUGAUGAAUCAGCCAAUCAAUUAGUCAUUCCUUUCAUGGGACAAGCCCGCAACCUGCUAGACCCGCAGCAACAUCAGGCAGGACAAGUUAUUUCAUAAGUAUCAAUGGACAUCAAGCUAAAUACUUUGUUUGUACGCUAAUCUCCGGAGCUACUGGCUUGGAUAGUCCAUUUAUCGAAGAAGGCUACCAAAGAUAUGAAACAUGUACGUAGUUUGAGUGGCGUUGUAUGCUUGUUUUAUUUUGUGUAGCAAAUAAUAAGACUGUACCAUUCAUUGUACAAUAAAUAAUUAUUUUAUUUCUAAAAAUAAAAA
This is a messenger RNA of Spodoptera frugiperda (fall armyworm), 4509 nucleotides long. RefSeq lists its product as uncharacterized. The coding region runs from base 1551 to 2543 and encodes 330 amino acids. The record is from RefSeq and is a predicted model, not a curated record. Gene Ontology annotation, cellular component: transcription regulator complex; nucleus. Lineage: Eukaryota; Metazoa; Arthropoda; Insecta; Lepidoptera; Noctuidae. Gene Ontology annotation, biological process: regulation of transcription by RNA polymerase II. The transcript is spliced from 3 exons.